GCGUGGCAGCAGGCGAUGAACGGAUGGCUUGCAGAGCGUGAAGUCCGUCCCUGAAGAGGUUGUUGUCCCGGUGGCGGGUCAUUGCUCCGUCAUCCAUCGAUUGCGGUAGGGAUGACUUGUGUUGUAUGCCAAUUUGACCGUCAGCACGAGUUUUUGUCUCCUUCAUUGGCUGGUAGAGCAGUGGAAAGGUGGGGGAGCGCGAUGAGACCGAUUUGAGGGGCGGUGGCGCUCCGGGACCACACACACACAUGGCGGGAGGAGAGCGCUUCCAGCAACGCCUUCUUUCCCUGUCUAUAGUGGUUGUGUAACUCGACCUUUAUCCUUCGUCGCUCUCGCCGUUUCCGGUCGCUUCCUACGUCCGAAUUAAUCGUGUCUGUCUCGGCGCGCCAACCUCAACACUGGUCACGGUGGUUAUUGCCUUCAACAGUAUCUUUAGCAAGAGUUGAGCUUGCUUGGCGGAUCUUUGAUUCGGUGUUGAUGGGACUGCGGCUGUCCGUGGCUGUUGUUUUUCUCUAGGGUAACUGACGAGAGUUCGGGAGGAGGGGGGGAAUGAGCGAGGGGAGGGGUGCGAGAGGGAAAGAAAGGUGGGAGAUAUGUAUCGGGAUCGGUGUUGCUUUCUCCCCUCGCUCUUCUGUCUGCCUUUCUUCCGAGAGAACAGAGGCGGAGGAGCUGUGUGAGCGUGUGUGGCUCAGGCCAGCCAGUUAUGUCUGGCAAGGAAGGUGUUUCGGGGACCGAAGCCUGACGGUUUCUUAGUAACCCGAGCGGGCAACUUCCGAGAAGGGGAAGGAGGCGUUCUGUUAUAGCGCGGGAAAAGGGUCUCAGACUUGACAGUCUUGAUAGAGAGGAAGUGGAAAGAGGAGGAAGGGCAGGUGGAAGAAGAUGACUGCAAUGGGUGAAGAGAGUCUGUCUACCCAGGGGGAUUCUCAGGUCGUGUAUCGCUCGGCCGAGCGCCAUGCCGCUGUUGGCCGCAAGGGAAAGCAGGCUUCGUCGCCAGUGCAGAAGCAUCGCCCUCUCGCUAGCGAUGUGUUUCCCUUGCCCAUAUGGCUGACAAACAGGUUCUUUAUGGUCUUGUUCUUUGCGGCGUCGUACUAUCUUCUGCGACGGUGGCGCGAGAAAAUCCGAACUUCGUCACCUUUCCAUCUGCUGAACAUGGCGGAGGUGGCUGCGCUUGUAGCCCAGCUUGCGUCCUUCAUUUACCUGAUUGGCUUCUUCGGCAUCGAGUAUGUGCAGACGGUGGUGGCGAGCCGGAACCUCGACGGCGCAGGGUCCGAUUUUGACGAGGACGUUGCCGGCUCUCCCAUUCUGUUGAGUGAUAGCAGUGGUGAUGGCGUUGGCGGCGACGAUGGUGUUUUGAGGAAGAGGAGGAGGGGGUUCUUUGAUUCCUCUUGCAAUUCCCCGGCACCUGCGUCUGGGAAGAUGGCGUCGUCGUUGACUAUGCCUCGGUUCGUCGCGCAGCCUGCUGAUGGAGUCGUCGUCGAUGGUCGGCUGCGAAGAUCUAUCAAGGAUGAGGAGGACGAUGCCGUGGCUGCCGCGGUGUUUAACGGUGAAAUCCCGUCUCAUUCCCUGGAGGCGGUGUUGGAGAACUGCGAGCGCGCCGUGAGAGUGCGGCGGCGGGUGACGGAAAUCCAUUCGGGUCGAUCACUGUCUGAGCUCGCGCUGUCGGGACUGGAUUAUGCCAGCGUGCAGGGGCAGUGCUGCGAGAUGGUCAUUGGCCACGUGCCAAUCCCGGUCGGGGUAGCGGGCCCGCUUCUUUUGGACGGGGCCGAGGUGUGGAUCCCCAUGGCGACGACGGAGGGCUGCCUUGUCGCCAGCACCAAUCGAGGCUGCAAGGCGGUUUCUCAGUCGGGAGGCACGCAGACGGUGCUUUUGCGCGACGGCAUGACUCGCGCUCCGGUUGUGCGCUUCGUCUCCGCGGCCAGGGCGGCCGAACUGAAGAGAUACCUCGAAGAUUCCGUCAACUUCGAGACGAUCGCCAGAGUCUUCAGUCAGACUAGCCGCUUCGCUCGGUUGUUAGACAUACAAGUGGCGAUCGCCGGCCGAAGCGCGUUCUUGCGUUUCGAGUGCAGCACCGGCGAUGCCAUGGGAAUGAAUAUGGUCUCGAAAGGCGUCCAGCAGGUGCUGGGGUUCCUCAGUAAUGGACACUUCCCAGACAUGGAGGUUUGCGGCUUAUCUGGCAACUAUUGCUCCGACAAGAAGGCUACAGCAGUCAAUUGGAUCCAAGGGCGGGGGAAGUCCGUGGUGUGCGAGGCCAUGAUUAGAGGAGAGGUUGUGCGCAAGGUGCUCAAAACGUCCGUCCAGGCCAUGGUAGAACUCAAUACGCUGAAGAACCUCGUCGGGUCGGCGAUGGCCGGAGCUCUGGGCGGUUUCAAUGCCCACGCGGCAAAUAUUGUUAGCGCCGUGUUCAUCGCGACGGGCCAAGAUCCAGCUCAGAACGUGGAGAGCUCAUCCUGCAUCACUGUGAUGGAAGGUGCCAAUGAUGAUCAGGAUCUGUACGUCUCCGUCACGAUGCCUUCAAUCGAGGUUGGAACAGUAGGGGGGGGAACCGCGUUAGCCUCCCAGUCGGCGAAUCUCAACCUUUUGGGAGUAAGAGGGGCUGACAUGGACUGCCCUGGAGCCAAUGCAAGAAGGUUGGCGCGGAUCGUGGCGGGGGCGGUGCUCGCUGGUGAACUAUCCCUGAUGGCUGCUCUCGCCGCCGGACAUCUUGUGAAGAGUCACCUCAAGUACAACCGUUCUUCUCCUUCAUUCGUUAUUCCCUCGGUGGCGUCUGCCGCCUCCUCUUUCCAGUCUUUUCCCUGUGUAUCUUCAGCACUCUCACAUGGGGGAUCACGAGCUGAGCACGGGCAAGAGGAACAAAGUGGUGGGACGGCGGUUAAGCUCUCCUCGUCCGAGUCUGAGCUGGUUGAAUCUUGCCUCGUCAAUCGGUGAUCCCCCAUCCAUGGGGAACGCACGAAAUCAGCGCCUUCCUGUUCCUCGCUGCCGCUGACCGGGUUCGCAGUGCUUCCCGUCACUCGAUGUCUAUCGUUCCUCCCUGGGUUCAAUGGAUGUAGGAUUACAUGGCAGCCUUCUGCCUCUUGUUCCUCUGUUGUCGCCGUCUCUGUUGACUGACUCCGUGGCCAGUGCCCCUACUCACUGUGUCGGUCACUUUUCGUGGUUUCUAUUCCGCCAGCCGCCCUUUCUGUUUGGCUGUGUUCUUUGUUUUUUCUGCGUCCGUUUGGGUUCUGGGUCUCGUCAUCGAAGUCUCGAGACGCGGACUGCGACUUCCGUCGGUCUGUAUCACCAAUUGUACGUGCAGUUCGCUUCCUCUCUCUCCCUCUCUCUCCCUUUCUCUCUCUCCCUCUCUCCCUUUCUCCCUCUCGUUUCUCCCCUUCCCCACGUCUCUCUCUUGUUUUUUGUGCGGUUCUCUCGUCCAAUUGCGGGCCCCCGCACUUCGCUGGUGGGCUCUCUGUGUUAGCGAACUCCAUCCGGUUGUGCAUCUUUUGCAGUGGUGGGGGAUGAGUGCGGGAAUAAAGCUGGAGUCGCAAUCAGAGGAACCAGAAGAGGGGCAUGCCGAACUAGCGAGCUGGUGCGAUUGUGGAUCUGCUAGAGAGAGAGAGAGAGAGAGGCAGUCCGUGUACAUUGUUGUGGGACGAUUAUAACUACUUUGUAAAGUGUUCUUGUUUGGUCAGCCGUUUGGCUGAACGUAGUUUUGAGUGGAAGAAGCGGGAGGAAGCUCUGAUCACAUCACGUCUGUGAGCCAGUGGUCGCGGUUAUUCCAGUUCUCCUGCCGAGCACGAUGUCAUGGGGGUCUCGUCUAUCCGUAGCCUCAUACGUAAUUAUUGAGGUGCUGGAAUUGUGCUUGGUAUUUCCAUUCAGUCCGUUCAUUUUAAAUUCACUUCCCGAUUUAUGCGUGCGUGUGCUGUGAGCUGUGGGCUUUGAGAGUCGAUACAUGUGGCCGUCUUAUCAAGUUAGUUUUGGACGUGGAUUCUGUGUGUGGCGUGCGAUAAUUGCUUUGUUGCUCUCCUGGGCCAAUCAUAUGUGUUAAUCUGAUGAUCGUUAGCGACCUCAGUUUCCAUCACCGCUCUAAGCAGGUGUCCGUCACUGACGCUUGUGUGGAUGCUCUGCUGAUUACCUUUCUUCUCGUCAUUGGUUGGUCUCUGGUGGGCGCCUUUUGUGAAAGAGCAUGCCUGAUUAUCUUUCGAUACGUCAUGCGCAUUGUUUCGUUCUAAAAAUGGAUGGGCGGGUGAAAAAGCAGGGUAGGUAUUUUGUUAGCGAGACCGUCAACGAGUCUUCUUCACGACCGCGGCUCAGGCAGCCGCACUUUGAAUUUAUGUUACUUGCAAAUACUAAAACGUGUUAGUAACCCACCAGGCGUUGGUUGGUGUCUGGGGAUCAAAACUCUGAUCUGAGGCGGCAGGGGAGAAACCGUGUUCGCGAGGGCAACAGAUGAACGGCCUUCCCAUCUGGUGCCGCUCCCGGCAUUCAGCAGGUGUCUCCGCCGAACAAAAUGCGAUGAUGAUGAUGAUGAUGAUGACGAUGAUGAUGCGCCUACGUCAAUUAGGAGAGGCAAAUGUAUCUUUUGGUGGAUGGUAGAAAUUCAACGAAGAAGAACAGUUACCGAGCCGCCUAGUUGUUGGACCCAAUAGAACGCCCUGUCCGAAUAGCUAUAUAUCUAUAGACUGGAAGUUGCCUAAUUACGGCUGUAAUGACCGGGAAUUCUAUUGGGAUGAAGACGUUUAUCUUGUCGGAACAUCUUGAAUGUCCUCUAGAUAUGAUUGAGCUUUCAGAAGGUCACCCACCAUAGGCUUUGAAUUGUUUCUUCACCAACUGGACAUACGAACGUAUGACUCCUGAUUGGCCGACUGGCAGUUGUUGCGAAGUGUUUUGUCUAGCAGGUUGUUGACAACAACAAAAGACUCUUUCAGCGGAUGGACGGAAGACUUCCGGGGUUUGUCGACCGACCUGUCAAUGUUGCGGUUAAGAUUGACCUAACAACUGCAAGUCGGAAACGAUGAAGGAGGGCGUAGGAGGUAUUAAUGAGUCUUGUGAAUGUGGUACUGACACCUUAAGAACAAUCUCGAAGUUAAAAAGGAAGAAAGGAAGAGGAGAACGACAACGGUAAACGAUGCCGCCACUGUCGAAUCAGACCUUGACGUGCCAGAGCGUAUCAUCAUAUCACCACUCUUGCGUCAUAUCCGUCGGCGUUUGCUCCAAGCCGCUGUUGGUGUUUGACUUGCUUGGGCAGUAGCAGAGUCGGUUGGAGAUCUGCGGCAAUCCCCUACUCUCUCUCUCUCUCUACAUAUAUAUAUAGAUAUAUAUGUCGAUAUGUAUUCAUAUGUAUUCUGUAUUCGUAUGUAUUCAUAUAUGUCGAUAUGUAUUCGUAUGUAUUCAUGUAUUCAUAUAUCCAUCAUUCCACAUUUUCUUGUGUUGCUCAUUCUUGGCCGUUGCUGGGGUGUUUCGUUUUGCGGGUCUACUGAAUUGUUCCGUUUUUUUGACUAUGGAUAUGGUAUAUUUGUUGUGGUAAUCUUGUCUGCAUCCCGGUUGGUUUUGUCCCGUUAUUCGGUCUAAGCAGGUAGCGGUGCUUUAUGUGGGAUCAGUCAUCCGUUUUUUUUAUUGUCUUGGCAUCCUAGUUGGUUGUUUCCCGUUGUUCGGCCUUUUGGAACGCGGGGCAGUGCUUGUAUGUGGGAAUCAUCAUCCGGGAUUGUCUUUCAUACGGGUUCUCGGGGUUCUUUUUAUUUCUUUGCAGAAAGAAUGUUUUGACAUCCUGGUUGGUCUUGUCCCGUCGUUUGGCCUGUGGGCAGGGGUGGUGCUUGCAUGUGGGACUUGUCAUCUGGGAUCUGUUUUGUUGCCCCCUGUUCUGUAUUAUUUGGCUGUUCCCUUCCUCUUUUCUUUGCCUCUGUGCCUUCUGGCUGUGUGCAAGUGGGUCGAUAUGAUACACGGGGGUGGGGGCAGCCGCCGCUCAACCUACAUCCACGUGGGCGGCCUUGUACGCGAGAGGUUCUGAACAGGGGGAGUUAUAAGGAAGAAGAUAAAAAACUGAAUUCAUUUUUUCCUGUUUUUCUUUUUUUCUUUUUUUCUUUUUUUCUUUGUUUCUUUGUUUUGCGUUUGGGCUCUGAUACUCUUGUGACUAUAUAUGCAUUUAUAUGUAUUCUGUAUUCAUAUGUACUCAUAUAUGUCCAUAUGUAUUCAUAUGCAUUCAUGUAGUCGUAUAUGCAUAUAUUCAUACAUUUAUAUGCCUACGGUUUACCGGGCAGCUCUGUUUGACUAUAUAUAUAUUCGAGGAUAAAUGUAUGCAACUCGGCGGGUAGCUGAUUCGGCAGAUCUGUGGCAAUCGCGCACUUCUUACCAUGAAGAAGAAAGUCGUGUAGGUCAACGCAUGAGUUCGCCGCGUCACUUUUGACCUAAUAAUAUUUGCUGAGACCUGAUUCCCGGCUAUCUUGUACGGCAGAAGUUCGUCAUCCAUAAAUCCAAGAAUUUCACCUCUUACAAUGGAAUACGAAUGCCCCCAACCGUCUCUAUUAAUCAUUACUCCAAUCCCGAAGACCAACGAAAUAGGACCAGAGUCCUAUCGCGUUAUUCCAUGCUAAUAUGUUCAGAGCACAGGCCUGCUUUGAACACUCUAAUUUUUUCAAAGUAACAGCGCCGGCUCUGGAUCCCAGCCAAUAAAGGCAAGGAACGCAUACCCGGCAAGAAAGGCGAAAGGGCCGGUGCACGCCCGCAAGAGCGGAUCAACCCCUCCCACCUAAAAUCCAACUACGAGCUUUUUAACWGCAACAACUUAAAUAUACGCUAUUGGAGCUGGAAUUACCGCGGCUGCUGGCACCAGACUUGCCCUCCAAUGGAUCCUCGUUCAAGGAGUUUACGACUGUUCUCAUUCCAAUUACCGGACUCGAAAGAGCCCAGUAUUGUUAUUUAUUGUCACUACCUCCCUAUGUCAGGAUUGGGUAAUGUACGCGCCUGCUGCCUUCCUUGGAUGUGGUAGCCAUCACUCAGGCUCCCUCUCCGAAAUCGAACCCUAAUUCUCCGUCACCCGUUACCACCAUGGUAGGCCUCUAUCCUACCAUCGAAAGUGGAUAGGGCAGAAAUUUGAAUGGAACAUCGCCGGCUCAAAGGCCAUGCGAUUCGACAAGUCACCAUGAUUCGCCGCAACAACGGGCAAGCCCGGAUCGGCCUUUUAUCCAAUAAAUACAUCCCUUCCAG
Messenger RNA from Chara braunii, 7176 nucleotides. Lineage: Eukaryota; Viridiplantae; Streptophyta; Charophyceae; Charales; Characeae. The record is from the annotation of a GenBank genome assembly.